AUGGAGGUAUUCCUGUCUGUUUCAUUUCCGUUAGGCGUUGCUGGGCUUUAUGAUUUUGGACCGCCAGGAUGUGCCCUUCAGGCCAACAUUGUUGAUCUUUGGAGGAGACACUUCGUAUUUGAGGAGGAAAUGUUAGAAGUUGAUACCACCAUUCUUACGCCAUAUGAAGUCUUGAAGUCCUCUGGACACGUUGAUAGGUUUUCAGAUUGGAUGACUCGAGACAGUGUCACCGGUGAUGUUUAUCGGGCAGAUCAUCUUUUGAAGGCUUGGAUCAAAAAGCAUGUCAUUGAGGCAGCAGAUGCCACGCCAGAGGCCAUUGCAGAUGCCACUAUGGAUCUUGCCAAGCUUGAUGGAUUUUCUCCGGAUGAGCUUCAAUCGAAAUUUGCAUCCUAUGGUGUGCUUUCUGAUCUUGGAAAUUCACUUACUCCCCUUUCACCCUUCAAUUUGAUGUUUGGGACAGAAAUCGGGCCCUCUGGACUUCUCAAGGGAUUCAUGCGUCCAGAAACCGCUCAAGGUCAAUUCGUAAAUUUCAAGCGUCUUCUUGAGGCAAAUUCAGAUCGAAUGCCGUUUGCCUCUGCUCAAAUCGGGAAAUCGUUUAGAAACGAAAUUUCUCCUCGUUCAGGGCUGCUCCGCGUCAGAGAAUUUUUGAUGGCCGAAAUUGAACAUUACGUAAAUCCAGAAGCCAAAAAUUUCCACCCCAAAUUCGAGUCUGUUUCUUUCCAUUCGCUUCCGCUUUUGUCGCGAGAAAUGCAGUCUUCCGGAUCUGAGCAGGUCUGCAUGACACGCGUGGAUCAUGCAAUUGAAAAGGGGAUUAUUGAUAAUUCGACGCUCGGAUACUUUCUUGUGCGAAUUUAUUUGUUUCUUCUGAAAAUCGGACUUCACCCCGACAUCAUCAGAUUCCGUCAGCACCAGUCCAACGAAAUGGCCCAUUAUGCAUCUGACUGCUGGGAUGCUGAGCUGCUUACUUCGUAUGGCUGGAUCGAAUGUGUCGGAUGUGCUGAUCGCGCUGCGUUCGAUCUUACCGUUCAUUCUCUCAAGACAAAGGAGAAACUUGUCGUAAGAGAGCGUCUUUCUACUCCCGUUACCGAGCUACGUGUAGUUGCGGAGUUGGAUCGAAAGGCAAUUGGAAUUACAUUUAAAAAAGAUGCCAAGCUCAUUUGCGAUGCUAUCGCGCUCGCACAAGAGGAUCCCGUAUUAAUGGAGAAAAUUUUGCAAGAGUCUCUAGAUCGCAAUAAGGUGGCGGUUCCCCUUGCAGGAUGGAAUUCUGAACGCUCGUCCGCCUCUUGUCCAUCAGAUUUUGUUGAGGUUCCUUCUCAAAUGCUGGGUCUUCGAAAGGAGCUGACCACGACACAUGUUCGAGAAUACACGCCAGCUGUCAUCGAGCCGUCCUUUGGAAUUGGCAGGAUAAUCUAUGCGUUGUUGGAACAUUGCUACUGGGUUAGGGCUCAAGAUGAACAGCGAUCAGUUCUUUCUCUUGCCCCGCUUGUUGCGCCAACAAAGGUCCUCAUUGCUCCAUUGCUUUCUCAAAAGUCUUUCGAGGAUUUGGUCUCCAAUAUUGCUCUUCUUUUGAAAUCGAAGGGUAUUGCCACGCAAGCUGAUUGCUCCUCUGCUACCGUUGGAAAGAAAUAUGCCCGUGCUGACGAGUUGGGAACGCCGUUUGCAGUUACCAUUGAUCAUCAGACUGUUACGGAGGUUCAGGAAAAUAUCCCUGCAACGGUUACUGUUCGGGAGAGAGACUCGACCACUCAAAUCCGCGUUUUUAUUAAUGAUCUUCCAGAUCUAAUUGAGAAUCUUGUGCAAGGCAAGUUGCAUUGGAAUAAUCAGCUUCUUUCAAAAUACGAAGUCGUCCAGUGUUCCAAUUGCUGA
Molecule: messenger RNA, 1866 nt
Organism: Mitosporidium daphniae
Lineage: Eukaryota; Fungi; Microsporidia
Product: glycyl-tRNA synthetase 1
Exons: 1
Coding region: 1-1866 (621 amino acids)
Biological process (GO): mitochondrial glycyl-tRNA aminoacylation
Cellular component (GO): mitochondrion; cytoplasm
Molecular function (GO): glycine-tRNA ligase activity; ATP binding
Source: RefSeq, a predicted model, not a curated record